Molecule: messenger RNA, 2925 nt
Organism: Coffea eugenioides
Lineage: Eukaryota; Viridiplantae; Streptophyta; Magnoliopsida; Gentianales; Rubiaceae
Product: glutamate receptor 2.8-like
Exons: 5
Coding region: 1-2925 (974 amino acids)
Cellular component (GO): plasma membrane
Molecular function (GO): ligand-gated monoatomic ion channel activity; signaling receptor activity
Source: RefSeq, a predicted model, not a curated record
AUGCAAAGUAUCAAGAACGACCAUCAUAUGUUCUUCUUGUUCACUUUGCUCUCCCUCAUGUUUAGAGCCCAAUCAGUUGCUGCAAGUAGUGAAAUCCAUGCAACUGCCCGGUCAACUUAUUCCUCCAUCAACAUUGGUGCAGUUCUUGAUUUAAAUUCACCCAUGGGCACCAUGAUAGAUUUAUGCAUGUCCAUGGCACUGUCAGACUUCUAUUCAAUUCAUUCAAAUUACAAAACAAGGCUAUUUCUCCACACUGCGAGUGCUGAGGAGGAGCUAGACGUGGCUUCUGCAGUUCUAGAAAUGCUGAAGAAUCAAGAAGUGCAUGGUGUCCUGGGGCCGGAAUGGUCAAAGGAAGCUACGUUUGUUGUAGAACUUGGAGCAAGGGCUCAUGUACCUGUUAUUUCCUUCACAGCGAAAAACCGUGCUUUUUCUCGUUCACCGAGCCCUUACUUUGUUCGGACAACUCCAGAUGACUUGUACCAAGUCAAAAGUCUCACGGCCAUUUGCCAAGGAUUUGAGUGGCAUGAAGUAGUUAUUCUAUACGAGGACACUGAGGAUGGAAAUCUAUUCGUUUCUAAGCUAAAUAAAGCAUUCCAAGAAGUUGAUAUUCAGCUCUCAUACAUAAGUGCAAUAUCCACAUCAGCUGAGGACGUUUAUAUUACAAAAGAACUCAGCAAGCUGAUGACAAAACAAACCAGGGUAUUCCUGGUGCACAUGAAUAUUUUACUUGGGAACAGGCUCUUUGACCUUGCAAGAAAAGCCGGAAUGAUGAGUGAAGGAUAUGCCUGGCUCAUUACCGAUAGUUUGUCCAACUCUUUAACUUCUGUGGAAACUUCUUCGAUGGAAGGUGUUUUGGGGUUGAGGCCUCAUGUACCCAAGUCCAAGAACCUGGACAAUUUCAGGGCAAAGUGGAAGAGAAAUGCACUCUUGAGGAAACCUCAAAGUGAAAUAAUGGAGUUAAAUGUCUAUGGUCUGUGGGCAUAUGACACAGUUUGGGCCCUUGCAUUGGCCAUCGAAAGAAGUCUCUCCCCUGGUUCUGAUUUGCUGGAGUCAAGUCAAGGAGAUAACAGAAGUGAUAUUUCAAAUAUAACAAUCUCUCAGUUUGGCAGUAGGAUAUUGGCAGAACUCUUGUAUACUAAAUUUACAGGCCUGUGUGGAGAAUUCAAGUUGGUUGAUGGGCAACUACAGACCUCAGCCUUUGAGAUAAUUAAUUUGAUUGGAACAGGAUAUAGGACAGUUGGUUACUGGAGUCCUGAUGGAGGAAUAUCCAGCAAAUUAGCUUCAACAGGUGAGUCAACAUACUCAACCUCCACAAAAGAACUUAGAGCUAUUAUGUGGCCUGGAGAUACACUAGUAACCCCCAAGGGUUGGGCUAUUCCCACUACUGGAAAGAUUAAAGUUGGGGUUCCAAAGAAAAGUGAAUUCACUGAGUUCACAAAUAUACAAAAAGAUCCUGUGACAAAUCAAUUCAAUUUCAGUGGGUUGUCUAUAGAUGUAUUUCUUGCUUCUUUGAAGCUGUUACCUUUCAAGCUUGAAUAUGAGUUUAUUCCUUAUCUGAACACGAGUAGAGACCUUAACGGGAGCUAUGAUCACAUGCUUCACAAAAUACUUGACAAGGUCUGUCUUGUCUCGAAGACUUAUGAUUUUGUGGUUGGAGAUGUAACAAUUUUGGCAAAUCGAUCCACAUUCAUCGAUUUUACCCUCCCAUAUACUGAAUCUGGAGUUGUUAUGGUUGUGAAAAACAAAAAGAACAUAGACAUGUGGACAUUCCUGAAGCCUUUAAGAUGGGACCUAUGGCUGACUAUAGUCUUGGCCUGCAUUUUCAUAGGAUUUGUUGUCAGAAUGUUGGAGCAUCAGAGAAACAACACUAAUACUGGCUCUUUGACACCGAAUGAACAGCCAUUUGGGUUAUUCUUUUGGUUCCCUAUUGCAGCUCUUGCCUUCCCUGAGAGGAAUAUGGUGGCAAACAAAUGGUCAAUGUUUGUCUUGGUUGUAUGGCUAUUCGUGGCAUACAUAUUGAUGCAGAGCUAUACAGCUAAACUAUCAGCAAUUUUCACAGUUGAUCAGCUGAAUUUUGCUUUUUCUAAGGACUAUUAUGUCGGUUACCAACAUGCUUCUUUUGUUCAUGAAUUUUUGAUUAAUGAGCUCCACUUGGAUGCCUCAAAGUUGAGGAGUUACUCAACCAUUGAGGAAUACCAUGAUGCUAUGUGUCGAGGUGGCAAAAAAGGCGGCAUUGACGCCAUCUAUGGCGAGAUCCCUUACAUGAAGCUCCUGAUUAACAGAUAUGGUUCGGAGUACAGAAUUGUAGGGCCAACACACAAAACGGAUGGCUUUGGUUUUGCAUUCCCUAUGGGCUCACCACUGGUUAGUUACUUCUCAAGAGCAAUCCUUAAUGUAACACAAGGUGCAACCAUGAAUGUGAUUGAGCAAAAAAAUUUUGGACCGGGAUAUCCUGCUGAUCAAGAUUCAAUCAGUCAAGAGAGCCCUAGUCUUACAGCUUAUAAUUUUGGAGGCCUCUUCAUAAUCAUACUCUCAGCUGCCAUGAUUGCAUUAUUCUGCUCUAAGACCUCUAUUGGACAAAGAUUCACUGCCAUGAUAUCGAAUUGUUGCCACAGAUGUUCAAGAUUUCUGAAUUCUAGUGGCAAAGAAUCAAGAGUUCACUCGUUAAGCUACAGAGAUGCCACAGGAGAUUCACCCAGUGAAGAGGCUAAUGAAUCAGAGGAGAACAACAGAAAUGUGUCACAUGGACCUGGGGAAGUUCGCGAAGCUGAAGUUGAUGUUGCAGAUAUUUCAGCGAGACAAGGUGAAGUUCAUGAAUCCAACAGGACAAACGAGAAUGCUGCUUCAGCUGGUACCAGUGAAAUUCAGCUAUCUGAAUCAAGCAACAUGCAGCAACCUGAGUCAAGCAGUAGUGAAAAUGCUUGA